ACCGAGCCAUACCCCUUCGUAUUGGACAGAAUUGCCCGUUUCUUCUCCGCCCGCGGCACACUCUUCCCCGCGCACGACACCUUUCCCCGACGCCUCCGCCGCCGCAGCGCUCGCCGCUGCCGCGACCCUUCCCCUCUUCCUCACAGCCGGCGGCCCGGCACCCCUUCCGUCCUUCCUCACGACAGGCCCCAGCCGGCGCAGGCGCCCAGGCGCCCCUUCCCUUCUUCCUCGCGGCGGGCUCCUCUCGUUCUUCCUCGCAGCCGGCGGCGGCACCUCCGUCCUGCGCCGUCCCGCCAUCCCUACACCUCCGCCGGCCCACUCCCGCCCCUCUGCCCCUCCACCGGCGUGAUGUGGCCACGCGGCGCGUCCCAUCCUCCGCUGGCCCGCCCCUACGCCGUCCCGCUCCUGCCCUUCCGCCGGCGUGAUGCACUCCAUGGCCUCCUCCACCGAGCCCUGCCAUGCUCCCCUCGAUGCGGCGCGGCGGAGAUCGAUUCGGUGUCGGGGAUACUCAAUCCAGCAGUGGCAGAGCUCGAUUUAGUGCAGGCAAACCCAAAUUCGGCUGCGGCAAGGCUCGAUUUGGUGCCAACAAGCCUCAAGCGUCCCCGCGCAAGCAUGCCGUCCCUGAGGCACUACGGCUGGCGGCCCUCCAGCUUCCGCUCCGACGCGGCCGCCCACCGCCGCCACUGACCCCUCUCUACCCCGGAGGCGCAACCACGAGCACUCCGUAGCUUCCAUUUCGAGGUCGACGACGGAAGAGCGGCAUGGUUGGGAGGAUUCCAAGGUCCAAUGCAUUGGUCAUCCAAACAAUAGAAUUUGAAUUGAGUCCAUUUCAAUACCAUGGUUGUUUUGGUAUUGAACCCAAUUCAAUACCAUGCCCUCCAAUAUCGACAUCCAAAUGGAGCAUUAGGGAGACCUGCUUCACAUUUCACCACACAUGAAACAAAUCAGGAUUCGGACAAACGUUGAAGCAAACUGAGCUGAGGUGAAGUUUAUUUGAUUUUGAAAAUGGCACAAAAUGUGUUGACUAUUUACCCAAUACCUUCAAGCUAACUCACGGUUAUGUUUGUUGUGAGUAAAUUACCCCAUUUGCUCUUUAAUCUAGCCACAAAUUUCUUAGAAUAUUGGUUAAUAGUGCACUGGCUUGUCGCCUUGUGCCAAUGCGUGCAUGAGUCCAACAUUUGGUAGACAGAGGGGCAAUUGCCAUUUUACAUUAUGCCUAUGAUGAUACUACCAUGCUAUUUUUCUAGAAAAAAAUAUAUUUUCUCCUUGUUCAAACAAAUGUGAUGGACUGAAGGUAACUUUUUGUAGGAGUGAAAUAUUCCGCAUUGGUGAUGCAUUAGAAAAUCAAAUGUCAAUUCAGGAAAUAUGUACUUGGAAGGCCAAAGCUGGGAAGACACAAUUUCAGCAGCUUCACUUCUCUUUCAUCUCCAGAAAGAGGCUUCAUAGCUUCUUUUCCAUUCCAAACAUGGCCUACCACCUGAGAUCCGUGAGUGUGCCCUCAAGCCCUCGCUCCAACCAAACCGAUGUUGAGGAGCAGCUCCAGAACCUGAAGGCAACCAUCUCUGCACCCUCUUCAACCAUCGAAACAAUAGUUGAUGGUCUAUCCAAGCUCGGGAGCAUCUACAGCUGCAUUGAUGAUCUCAUAUGCUUUCCGAGCAGCCAGCGUCAGCAGAGGAAGGCAGUGGAGGAAGAGCUUGAGUGCUCUCUCAUCUUGCUUGACCUCUGCAGUGCCAUGCAAGAGAGCUUUGGGGAGCUCAGGGCGAGCAUCCAAGAGAUUCAUUUGGCUCUCAAGAGAGGAGACGAUUUGGCUGUUCAGGCCAAGGCUAAGUCUUAUGCCCGCUUGGCCAAGAAGGCGCAGAAGCAAAUCAAGAAGAUCAACAAGAAGGUUGCUCUUGACAAUGAAUGCUGCAGGAUGAUCAAGUUGUUGUCUGAAGCAAGAGAGAUCGCUCUAUCGAUGCUGGAAUCGACAUUGGACAUCCUAUCAAAGGAGAUCACGGUGCCGAGUGCUAGCAAGUGGUCUCUUGUCUCCAAGGCAUUCCAGAAGAAGAGAGUCACAUGCGAGGAGGGGCAAUUGCAGGUGUUGGAGUUGGAGAUUGUUGAGCUUGAAAGCCAUAUUCAGAUUGUCUUUAGGAGACUGAUCCAAUGCAGGGUUUCCCUUCUGAAUACUCUUAGCCUGUAGAAAGAUCAUACACCAACCAACUCUGAUUCCCUGUGAUUAGCAUCCCACCUUUUAGAGGAUUGGCUGAUCAUCAAAACAAUUUUGAUGUAUAUAUGAGACAAAGUGUACAGAAAAAUACUCGAUGAAAGAGCAAAGUUUUGACCAUUUCGUGUUAUCAA
Molecule: messenger RNA, 2337 nt
Organism: Panicum virgatum (switchgrass)
Lineage: Eukaryota; Viridiplantae; Streptophyta; Magnoliopsida; Poales; Poaceae
Exons: 3
Coding region: 1349-2179 (276 amino acids)
Biological process (GO): shoot system development; root development
Source: RefSeq, a predicted model, not a curated record